AGAUUGAUUUGAAAAUAUUAUCAUUUCGAGUGAUCCAAAUGGCAAAGAGGAAUAUAUUCUUUGUUUCGUUUCUUCCUUAGUUGUGCUUAAUUCCUUUCUUACCAUGGCUUCUUUAUUAAAGAGAGCUUUUGGUUAUGAAUUUUCUUCCUUUAUAAACGGGCUUUUCGUACAUACAAAUCAUAAUAGUAAUCACAGAAUUAAUAAGAGGUUCAAUAUGCCGAAGGGUCGACCAAUUUCCUUACAGACAGUUGAGCUGAAAGUAAGGAUGUGCUGCACAGGUUGCGAAAGAGUCGUUAAAAAUGCCAUCUACAAGCUCAAAGGCAUAGAUUCAGUGAAGGUGGAAUUAGAGAUGGAAAGAGUAACAGUUACAGGAUAUGUUGAGAGGAACAAGGUGCUUAAGGCAGUUAGGAGAGCAGGAAAAAGGGCUGAAUUUUGGCCUUACCCAAAUCCACCACUUUACUUCACAUCAGCUAACCAUUACUUCAAAGAUACAACCAAUGAAUUCAAAGAAAGCUACAAUUACUACAGACAUGGUUACAAUCUCCCAGACAGACAUGGGACAAUGCAUGUCUCUCAACGUGGAGAUGACCAUGUUAGUAACAUGUUCAAUGAUGAUAAUGUUCAUGCUUGCUCUCUCAUGUAAAUUAUUUUAUUUUAUUUUAUUAAUAAACCCCCUUUCCCCUGUUAUUGUUAUGUAUAUGUAUAUAUAUUGCUAGCUAGUUGUGAAAACUUUUAUCACAAUAUGUAAAUUUCAAGUCAAUUAUGUGUGUCUUACUGCUAGCUAAUCGUGGAAACAUUUAUGUAUCGUGAUAUGUUAAUUUGCAGUAAUGUAUGUCUUAUGAAAUUUGGUUUGUGUA
Messenger RNA from Cicer arietinum (chickpea), 857 nucleotides. RefSeq names its product heavy metal-associated isoprenylated plant protein 30-like. The record is from RefSeq and is a predicted model, not a curated record. Gene Ontology annotation, molecular function: metal ion binding. NCBI's taxonomy places the organism in Eukaryota, Viridiplantae, Streptophyta, Magnoliopsida, Fabales, Fabaceae.